UUGGGCACACUUACGAUUGGAAGAUUCGACCGAUCGAUCGAUCAAUCCGGCCGACGGCGGCACAUGCGAGCGCGCCCAAAAGUCGCAGAAAUCCAGCGGAACCGCUGGCCUUGCUCCCUCCCUCCCCAAAUGAGGACAAGCGGCGGCGCCCUCCAUUCUCUUCCUUCGGAAUAAUCGGAGCACACAAUCUACUCCAACAGAUGCAGGUCCAUGCGGCAGGGACCAUCUCAGUUGUAAACUCCAGGGUGUGAGUCCAUGUACGAUUGCGCAUUUCGCCAAACCAAAAGGAUGUAUGAUUGCACAUGCGCCUGGUAGCGGGCAUACUAUACUAUACAUACAUAAUACUAGCAAUACUCCUACUAACUAACAAAUAGCCCUUUUGCUAUCCUAUACUACGUGCGUGCAAUGAGUACACCACAGCGCCACCGUUGGCGUAUUCUGUAGGAGUAGUUCCCCUGUAUCUGUCCAACAUUGCCGCGAAGGGCACGGCUCACUGGCCGGCUUAAGAGAGAGCAACUCCAACCAGGCCGCUCAGGGUUUCCUUCGUCUCUGCGCGUAUUUAUUGUUCGUCGCCGCGGUGGUUUGGUUUGGAGGAGAUGGGGAUCCGGCUCCACCAUCAAAUCGUGUCUUUAAGCAAGAGGGGAACGGACGGCGCGGAUCGCCCGUCGUCACGUUACAGGAUUCGUGCGCGCAGUGGUAGUACAUGUACAUGUACAGGCGACGCAGCUCCGCUCCGUAGCUUCCUUCCUCGUCGCUGGCUUCAUAACUCGAGGGUCGGGAGCCACCAUAUGCCACUGUGAGCUGCCAGCGCUCUGCGAUAUAAGGCCGGCCGGCCACCUUCGGAGAUUCCUGUGAGUGACUGGGAGUUGACACGAGCGCGCGAGGGAUGGGCCACGGCGUCGCGGCGAGGAAGCGGUUCGGCGGCGUCGGGUUCGCGCUCGGCUGCGGCUGCAAGGACCCCAAGGCCGUGGCCGUCGCGGCGGCGGCGGUGGCCGCCUCGUCGCCGCGCUCCGGCACGGAGGCGUCCACGCCGACCACGGCCACGUCGCGCAGGGCGAGGACGCACCCGUCGGCGUCCACGUCCACGGGCACGCUCACCGUGCCCUCCGCCUCCUCCUCCUUCCUGUGGGAGGAUGCCGACGCCGAUGCCGACGAGGUCGAGUGCAAGCGGGAGAGCUCCGCGACCGCGCCCACCAGCUUCUCCGGCCUGCUGCGCGAGCUCAGCGAGCUCGAGCGGAGCAUCAAGUCGUGCGCGCGGACCAAGAGCCCCCCAAGAAAUCACUUCUCGCCACCGCCACCGCUGCCGCCUCCUCCUCCUCCACCGCCUCCGCCGUUGCCGUCGCGGCCCGUGCAGCGUCGAGCUGUGCGCAGCGAGGACAAGCCCAGCACCAAAGAAGGCCACGGAGACUUCUCGCCGCCGCGGCCGCCGUCUUCUUCGCAGGUUCAAACCCAGCAGCAGCAGCAGCAGCAUCGGAGGGCGAAGAGCGUUGACAAAGUGAGCAGGCCAGAAGGAGACGCGCACUUGACGCCACUGCCACCUCGGCCGCUGCCCCCGCCGCCGCCGCUGGAGCCGCUCCGGAACGCGAAGGCCGAGGAGGAUAAAUCCAAGAGCAAAGAAGACGAGAAGCAGCAGCGCUCGUCGACACCGCAGCCGGCGCCAAAGCACCGGAAAGCGAUGAGCUGCGACAGCAACAACCACAACGGAUUCGGCGGCGGGGGAGGGCUGGACGGGAGCGUGGCGGUGGUGAAGCAGUCGGAGGACCCGCUGAGCGACUUCCGGCGGUCGAUGGUGAACAUGAUCGUGGAGAACGGGAUCGUGACAGGCGACGAGCUCCGCGAGCUGCUCCGGCGCUUCCUGGCGCUGAACGCGCCCCGCCACCACGACGCCAUCCUCCGGGCCUUCGCGGAGAUCUGGGACGAGGUGUUCGCCCCCACCACCGCCAACCGCGAGCCGGAGCAGCCGGCCGCCAGGCCGACGGCGCCCCGGCAGAGGACGCCGCCACGCCGCCGGCAACCCCCGCCCCUGCCGGCGUGGCGCGUGUAGCGACGCGCGUGUACGUACGUGGCCGAUUCCUGCAGUGUAGCUAGCUGCUCCUACUACUAGAUUGCUUCCAAGAAACCGUCGAUCUCGAAUGAUAACACGAAUCCACCUGGUGUCCCUUGUUCGUCUGCAACACACUUACUUUCGUUUGAACGUCCA
Messenger RNA from Hordeum vulgare subsp. vulgare (domesticated barley), 2200 nucleotides. Its product is annotated as myb-related transcription factor, partner of profilin-like. Gene Ontology annotation, biological process: negative regulation of DNA-templated transcription. The transcript has a single exon. Lineage: Eukaryota; Viridiplantae; Streptophyta; Magnoliopsida; Poales; Poaceae. The record is from RefSeq and is a predicted model, not a curated record. The coding region runs from base 887 to 2044 and encodes 385 amino acids.